ACAAGCACUUAUGUUUCCAAAACACUCACAUCCUUCAGUAGGCAACAAAUCCAAUUCACACUGAAUUGCUUCAAUGGAAGCAUGACAUCAACUUGUCCAAAAGAUUAUUACCUGACAACAUUUGAGCAAGAUCAAGAUUCAUCAGCUGCAUCAACAUGUCCAGAGCACUUCAAAUGGAUUCAUGAAGAUCUUAAACCAUGGAAGAGCACAGGAAUCACAAGGGAAAUGGUUGAGAGGGGGGAAAAUAUUUCACAGUUUAGGCUUGUGAUUAUACAAGGAAAAGCUUAUUUAGAAAAAUAUGAGGGUUCAUUUCAGACUAGGGAUUUGUUCACAAUAUGGGGUAUUUUACAGCUUCUAAGGUUAUACCCUGGAAGGAUACCUGAUUUGGAACUAUUGUUUGCAACUGGUGAUGUAACGGUGGUGCAGAAACAAAAUUUCCAAGGAUCACAACCCAUGUCACCACCACCUGUUUUUCAUUAUUGUGGGCAGAAAAAUGCUUAUGACAUUGUCUUUCCUGAUUGGUCCUUCUGGGGAUGGGCUGAGGUUGGAAUAAGACCAUGGGAGGCGGUGUUGCAGAACAUACAAGAAAGCAACAAGAAGAUUAAAUGGAAGGAUAGGGUACCCUCUGCCUUUUGGAAGGGCAACAUAAGAGUGUCCUUAAAUAGGUAUAAGCUCAAGAAAUGCAAUGCUUCAGACCAACAUGGUUCAUAUGCUCACAUAUAUUCCCUGCAUUGGGACAAGGAAAUUGACAAAGGGUUCCAGAACACAAAACUAGAAGACCAAUGUACCCACAGGUACAAGAUUUAUGUGGAGGGAGUAGCAUGGUCUGUGAGUGAAAAGUAUAUAUUAGCAUGUGACUCCAUGACCUUGUUCAUUGAGCCUAUAUACUAUGAUUUCUUUACAAGAAGUUUGGUACCUCGGCAGCACUAUUGGCCCAUCAGCAAUCAAAGCAUAUGCGAGGAUGUUAAAUAUGCUGUUGACUGGGGCAAUGCAAAUCCAGAAAAGGCAGAAGAGAUUGGAAAAGCAGGGACAAGAUUCAUUGAAGAGAACCUAAAGAUGAAAUUUGUGUAUGAUUACAUGUUUCAUCUAUUGACUGAAUAUGCAAGGCUCUUGAAAUUUAAACCAACCAUACCUGAAGGAGCUGUUGAGAUUUGUUCAGAAAUUUUGGCCUGUCCAUUGGAUGGUCUAUGGAGGCAGUAUUUGGUUGAGUCCAUGGUCAACUCACCAAGCGAUACACCUGCAUGUACACUGUGA
Molecule: messenger RNA, 1254 nt
Organism: Abrus precatorius (Indian licorice)
Lineage: Eukaryota; Viridiplantae; Streptophyta; Magnoliopsida; Fabales; Fabaceae
Product: O-glucosyltransferase rumi-like
Exons: 5
Coding region: 82-1254 (390 amino acids)
Source: RefSeq, a predicted model, not a curated record